This is a messenger RNA of Lactuca virosa, 282 nucleotides long. The record is from the annotation of a GenBank genome assembly. Lineage: Eukaryota; Viridiplantae; Streptophyta; Magnoliopsida; Asterales; Asteraceae.
AUGUUGCACCUUGGUCCUUCCGGUUUGCUACUGCUGGCGAUGAGGAGUAGAACCACAAAAGGGUUCUCCAAAGAUCGGUUGUCCCCUCCACCUUUGCCUGUCGACACCACAACAAAACACCCCCUGAAGUCGUCGAUCUGCCUUGCCUCUUCACCUUUCGUGUUUUCAGCUGAUCGGACCAGAAAAGAACAGCCAAAAGGCCGUCGGAGAAGAUGGAUUCACGUCUCCACCUUGCUUCUUAAAUCUUCGCCGCCAGGAACAUCAUCUCCAUUGUGUAUAUGA